Tachysurus fulvidraco (yellow catfish) is the source of this 5543-nucleotide messenger RNA. RefSeq names its product metabotropic glutamate receptor 4-like. The record is from RefSeq and is a predicted model, not a curated record. The coding region runs from base 699 to 3434 and encodes 911 amino acids. Gene Ontology annotation, cellular component: membrane. NCBI's taxonomy places the organism in Eukaryota, Metazoa, Chordata, Actinopteri, Siluriformes, Bagridae. The transcript is spliced from 12 exons. Gene Ontology annotation, biological process: regulation of synaptic transmission, glutamatergic; G protein-coupled glutamate receptor signaling pathway. Gene Ontology annotation, molecular function: adenylate cyclase inhibiting G protein-coupled glutamate receptor activity.
GCGCGUGUGUGUUGGGGGCGCUGAACGCAACAAAAUACCAUGUUACUCCUGUACAGUGAGUGUGUGCAUUAACGGUCCUGCUGCUUAACAUUAGUCAUCCUCACGCGCUCGAACUGCACGGGAUUCGGAUCAGCGCGACUCAGCGACGGUUCGGUCUCGAGCGAAUGCAGACGGACUGGAAGAAGAGGAGAAAGAAAGGGACUGAGAGAGAGAUAGAGAGACACGGAGAACGAUAGUCUUAGACGGCUUUUUUCAGCACCUCUGAUUUGGACAGCGCAACAGCUUUUCUUAUAGUUGCCCUGAUCGAACCGUUUUUUGUCUUUUUUUCUUCUUCUCUUCUUUCUGGGAAGUCGACGGCAAGAAAGCAACAAAUAUCUAUUAACAGACGCUUGGUUUAAGUUGUAAACUGAAAUUACACAAGCCACAGACCACAGGAAGUCACUCCAGAGGACAAAGCCUAAAGGGAGCUAUUGAAAAACCUGACCUCAAGGAGAUGAAUAUUUAUCAACUAUGAACAAUGGAGUAAAAGACAGAGCUUACUAGAAAAACCAAAUGUCUGUUUCACUUUAUUUCACCUACCUUGAUAUAUCGAUGCAACAAUGAGCUUUAAAAUACUUUUAUACCAUUGAAAGGGGUCUACUUAUCUUCUGAACCACGUAAAAACAACACAAAAACGUAGACAAAACUGGACUGUUGCAAUGUCUCCACCCUUAUUAAGUGGAGUCAGAUGGACCAAAUGUUAUGGCUUAUAUUCAGUGCUUGUUCUUUUUAGUCUUUUUCUGGCUACUUUGGCAGCAAAACCCAAAGGCCCAGGUCAUACACAUCUAAACUCCAUUCGUAUUGAUGGAGACAUCUCCCUUGGAGGAUUGUUCCCAGUGCACGCAAGGGGCCAUGGUGGAAAGCCCUGUGGUGAACUGAAAAAAGAGAAGGGAAUUCAUCGUCUAGAGGCAAUGCUUUUUGCUCUGGACCGCAUCAACAAUGACCAUGACUUGCUUCCAAACAUCACACUAGGUGCCCGUAUUCUGGACACUUGUUCCAGAGAUACACAUGCUCUGGAGCAGUCACUAACUUUUGUCCAGGCACUUAUAGAGAAGGAUGGGAUGGAUGUGAAGUGUGCUGAUGGUGGAUCUCCUAUUAUCACGAAGCCAGAGAGAGUUGUGGGUGUCAUCGGUGCUUCUUCUAGCUCAGUGUCCAUCAUGGUGGCUAAUAUCCUGCGUUUGUUUAAGAUUCCUCAGGUGAGCUAUGCAUCCACAGCCCCAGAGUUGAGUGAUAACACACGCUAUGACUACUUCUCUCGAGUUGUUCCCCCAGACACUUACCAGGCCCAGGCUAUAGUGGACAUAGUGCGGCACAUGGGCUGGAACUAUGUGGCCACUGUUGCCUCAGAAGGAAAUUAUGGAGAAAGUGGAGUGGAUGCAUUUAUCCAGAAGACUCGUGAUGAUGGAAAUGUAUGUAUAUCACAGACUGUAAAAAUCCCACGUGAGCCCAAACCAGGAGAGUUUGACAAGAUUAUCAACACUCUUGGAGAAAAUUCUAAUGCUAGAGUGGUCAUAAUUUUUGCAAGUGAAGAUGAUAUAAGGAGACUCCUGCAGGCAGCAAAGAAAGCCAAUCAAACAGGACGUUUUAUUUGGGUGGGAUCAGACAGCUGGGGUUCUAAGAUCUCUCCUGUGCUACACCAAGAAGAAAUGGCUGAGGGAGCUAUCACUAUCCUACCCAAACGCCAGUCUAUCAGAGGGUUUGAUAAUUACUUCAUCGGGCGAACGUUGGAAAACAACAGGAGGAACGUCUGGUUUGCUGAAUUUUGGGAGAACAAUUUUAACUGCAAACUCAACCGCAAUGCCUUGAAGAAAGGAACUGGCAUUAAGAAGUGCACAAAUCAAGAGAGGAUUGGGAAAGAUUCAGCAUAUGAGCAGGAGGGUAAAGUGAUGUUUGUGAUCAAUGCUGUGUAUGCCAUGGCUCAUGCCCUCCAUAACAUGCACAGAGAUCUGUGUCAUGGAAAGGUGGGACUUUGCUCCAAAAUGGACCCUAUUGAUGGAAGCCUCCUUCUUAAGUACAUCCGAAAAGUAAAUGUUACAGUCACAGCUGGAAAUCCAGUGCAGUUCAAUGAGAAUGGAGAUGCCCCAGGUCGUUACGAUAUCUUUCAGUACCAGAUAAAUAACAAAACUGCUGAGUACAAAAUCAUUGGCAGCUGGAUUGACAAGCUCAACCUUAAUAUCUCCAUGAUGCAGUGGCCGGGUGUUGUGCAGCAGGUGCCCUACUCCAACUGUAGCCAACCCUGCAAGCCAGGCUGGCGAAAGAAGAUUGUGAAAGGCAUUCCCUGUUGUUGGCACUGUGAGCGAUGUGAAGGCUACCAGUACCAAGCUGACCCAUUCACUUGCAAGAUGUGUCGCUUUGACCUUCGCCCCAACAAGAACCACACAGGCUGCCAACCCAUCCCAAUCAUUAAAUUGGAAUGGAGCUCACCCUGGGUGGUUAUGCCUGUUUUUCUUUCUAUCCUCGGCAUCAUGGCUACACUGUUUGUGGUGGUCACUUUUAUACGCUACAAUGAUACACCAAUUGUUAAGGCAUCAGGACGGGAGCUUAGCUAUGUCUUGCUGACAGGCAUUUUCCUGUGCUAUGCUACCACGUUUCUGAUGAUUGCGACUCCUGAUGUUGGGAUUUGUUCAUUCAGACGCAUUUUUCUAGGCCUUGGAAUGAGCAUAAGUUAUGCUGCUUUGCUUACCAAGACCAACCGCAUUUACCGUAUUUUUGAACAAGGCAAGAUGUGUGUGAGUGCCCCACGGUUCAUUAGCCCUGCCUCCCAGUUAGUUAUCACUUUCAUCCUGAUCUCACUCCAACUCUUGGGGGUGUGUAUCUGGUUUGUGGUAGACCCUCCACAGGCAUUUGUGGACUAUGAAGACCAACGCAUGUCAAACCCUGAGAUGGCACGAGGUGUGCUAAAAUGCGAUAUCUCAGACUUGUCACUCAUCUGUCUGCUGGGAUACAGCAUGCUGCUGAUGGUCACAUGUACAGUCUAUGCCAUUAAGACACGUGGGGUGCCUGAGACCUUCAAUGAGGCGAAGCCUAUUGGCUUCACCAUGUAUACCACCUGCAUCAUCUGGCUUGCAUUUAUCCCUAUCUUCUUUGGCACUUCACAAUCAAUGGAAAAGAUGUACAUUCAAACGACUACUCUUACCAUCUCAGUCAGCCUGAGUGCCUCUGUGUCUCUGGGAUUGCUCUACAUGCCCAAAGUCUAUGUGGUACUCUUCCACCCUGAGCAGAAUGUGGCUAAGCGCAGCACACGUAGCCUGAAGGCUGUGGUCACUGCUGCCACCAUGUCCAACAAAUUCAACCCCAAGGCCAACCUCAGACCCAAUGGAGAGGCCAAGAGUGAGCUGUGUGAGAACCUGGAAACUCAAGGCCUGUCAUCCUGUGGAUCCUCAAUUUUGACUUAGCCCAAGACAAACAUACAUCAGCUACAGCAAUCAUGCAAUGUAACAGAAUGAACUGACAACUGUCACAUCAUGAUGACAGGAAAACAGGUCAUUACAGCUGGUUUCUCGUAUGGUUUCUAUACAGACAAAUGAGUGGAAGAACUUGGGCAGUAUACAGAAAUAUUCUAAGGCCAAAUAAAGAUCCUAGAGGGACAGCUUUAUGUCUCAGGACAUGACUCAACUUUAUCUAGUUAUUCCAAAGGAUCUACCUAACUGUCAUCCCAAGGGAUCCCUAAGGACCUGCCCAACAGAAAAGCACAAGAAGCAAGUCUAAAUUACUGCUAUGGACCUCAGUGAUCAGAUGAGUUUCAGUGCAAACAAGCAAGAAACCUCCUGGAUAAGAACUUACAAAUUGUUAUGAACAGUGGUGCAUGUGUUAACCAGAGAAUGUAAAAGUAAACAUGUAUGCAAUGCUUCUCUGUUCUAAUUGGUAUUUGAACAAUUACAUGUUUGUUUGCUUAUUCAGAAGAGAUGGUGAUUUGACCCUAUAGAUUUGCAAUGGACAAUAUAUUGCAUUGAAGAAAUCAGCCAUUCCAAACAUCCUUUACUGAUUGUUCUUCAAGUCUGCAUCUUCAUUACCAACAACUAGUUCUACUGUAGCUUGUUCAGACACAUUAUUUUGAUAAUUUAAAUGAUAAUUUAAAAAUUCUCUUCUUUUAGAUAGAGAAAAUAAAUAAAUGUUAACUGUUAUCUCUUGGUGAAGUCCGAUUCAAGGGGAAAAAAGGUGGCUAAUACAGACUUGGAUCAUACUGGAUCUCAAUGCACAGCUGUCACAAGAGUCAAAGAUAGGCCCAACAGUAUGGUAUUUAUUUCUUCUAGGCCAAGUCUUAUGCUAUGGUAUCGGUAGUGCAGUUGAAAAUAAUUAAAUUAACAGUUAUGAAAUUGCAAUACUUUUGCAUUUGUGCCCCACUGAAAAAUACAAUAUAAGCCACAAACUCUCAGUUACUACACAAUUAUUGUAGGAGCAUCUACUGUAGUCAUUUGAUUGGUUAAGACAUGCCUUACAGAUCCUGACUGUAACAAAGCCCCCAGCCACUAGACAGUUUGGUUUAAUUGUCCUUUCUGACCAUCAGACUUCAUUUAGCUGAAUAUUCUUUCAGUAACAAUGAGGUGUUCAAAAACCCUAGGGACACAUCUUAGCCUGAUACACUCACACCAUGUCAUCAAAUAGUAUGUAGUUUUCUGUGUUCUUAAGCUGGUUACUUUCCAUUGAUGGACAGAAUAGGCUGAUCAAGUGUGUAUAGGAGCAUGGGAUAUAGUCAACAACUAUAUACAACAACAACAACUACAACAACAACAAAUCUAUAUGUUCCAGAAAGAAAUGUCCAAUGACUGUACCUGCAAAGUGGUUUUGUGCAAGAAAUAACAAUACUAAUAAAUAUAUUUUUAUAGGUAACCCUGAAUUGAUGCGAUUUACUGUGGAGAAAUCUUUGGAUCUAAGGGUCAUAUGAUAAUCCCUAAAUGAGUUCUAAAGUCCUGAAAAUAAAUCAAAGUGUGAUUAGUCAUGCUUUUUCUAUAUUACAAUUUCUUUGCUACAAUUUUUCUAUUGUCUUUACCCAUUGAAAACAAUGAUCGUUAAAAUGUGCUGAACAAUAAUCCUAAGAAUAGGACUAUAAACAUUCUUAAAAUGAUUGACAAAAUUUUUAAAUAUAUUACUAUACUGUGAUCUAAUCUUUGUGUGUGUGUGUGUGUGCACUAAUGUAUUGAAACAUUUGAUUGUUUAAUUGCAACUCUGUAUAAUUGUGCAUAAAUAAAGAGCAAAUAACUGAUGUCACCUCAUUGUUGGGAGGGUCUGCAAUUUUAAUACUAGCUGUGGCUCACAAAUAGAUAGUCGCAUAUGUAACUACAUCAGGUUAUGUAUGUAACCCGGUUCCUUGAGGAGGGAAUGAGAAGCCAUGUCAUGGCUGACGUUAUGGGAACGCUACUUUGUGGAAGUUGUAUCUGAAGCUCUGUGUGAAGUAUUGCACUAGGUUGCAUACUUUUUAGUCCAUAGCUCUGUGUUGUUGUUUUAUUUAUGCUACUCUGUGUUGUCUUAUGUACCCCUCUGUUGUUCUGUGUAGCACCAUGAAC